Fraxinus pennsylvanica is the source of this 411-nucleotide messenger RNA. NCBI's taxonomy places the organism in Eukaryota, Viridiplantae, Streptophyta, Magnoliopsida, Lamiales, Oleaceae. The record is from the annotation of a GenBank genome assembly.
AUGGCUCGUACAAAGCAAACCGCUCGCAAAUCCACCGGCGGUAAGGCUCCACGAAAGCAGCUAGCCACCAAGGCCGCUCGCAAAUCUGCCCCUGCCACCGGCGGAGUCAAGAAGCCGCACCGCUUCCGCCCUGGCACAGUUGCUCUCCGUGAGAUUCGGAAGUACCAGAAAUCUACCGAGCUCCUUAUCCGUAAACUGCCCUUCCAGAGGCUGGUUCGUGAAAUCGCUCAAGAUUUUAAGACAGAUCUGAGGUUCCAGAGCUCAGCUGUGGCGGCGCUUCAGGAGGCCGCGGAGGCUUACCUGGUUGGACUUUUUGAGGAUACUAAUCUCUGUGCAAUUCACGCUAAGAGGGUUACCAUUAUGCCUAAGGAUAUUCAGUUGGCCAGGAGGAUUCGGGGUGAGAGAGCAUAG